Messenger RNA from Rattus norvegicus (Norway rat), 11043 nucleotides. The record is from RefSeq and is a predicted model, not a curated record. Lineage: Eukaryota; Metazoa; Chordata; Mammalia; Rodentia; Muridae.
GGGUGAAGUAAUGAAUUCUCAGGCUCUACCUUGUGUGUGAGGCCAGGGCAUACAUUUGGAAAGCCCUUUUCUGCUUCAGACUUGUCCUGUGGUGUUUCACCACUGGUUACUUUAGAGCCUGUGUCAGGAGUCUGUCUGUCACGGUUGUAAACACUGAUGUUCUCACCUACCUCUGUAGCUUGGGAGUCAGUUCCGACUCUGCUUGGUGUACCCGCACCCUUACUGGUGUUGGCAUGGACGAGCCACUCAGUAAGUGCUGACAGGAAGUGAUCCCGAAUCGAAGGGACUGCUGAGCACUGGUUAGCCUCUCGUCCAGACUGUUUUAGAAUUAAUCCAGCUUUGUAUCACACUUCUUGGCAGUUUUGCUGUCAUGUCUUUGAAACCGUAACAGCACUAAGGGCCUGAAUGAAGCUUAACUACAGAUGAUAUAGUUCCUCUCCUGGUACUCAAGUCCUUUCUGUACUACUUUCCAUUUCAGAGUUUAUUCCAUACUCUUAAGGGCGGAAAUGAAGAUCUUUUUGUGGUGCUGGGAAUCAAACCUAUGGUCAUGCUAGGCAGGCCCUCCCAUUGAGCUAUACCCAUUUCAAGGGUCUUUAAAUACCUUUGAUUUUGCUUCCCUAGAGAGUUUGGGUAUAUUUAUUUAAUUUUAUUGUGAAUUUAUUAGUAAUUUACCAAUAAAGAGUAUAUAAACUCAGUUUUUUAUAUCUUUUUUUUUUGUUCUAACUGUUGUACCAGCCAUCUAUAGUCAUCUUACAGCUUUCGAGAAGUCUGUUGCUUUGUUUAGUGUUUGAAAUUCCUGUCUGUCUGUUCCAUACUCUCCCAGCCCCUGCUCCCCAGCCCAGCCUAUGUAUUUGUUCUUUGCCUUGAGAAUUUAGGUUAUGUUGCACUCUAAGAAGUUCAGAAUCCAUGCUCGGUGCUAUGGACUCUUGCUUUCUAAUGUGUCCUGCAUACAUGAACAGCCUUUAUACUGACAGUGAAGUUUGUUUGAAGGAAGGAGUAGUUCCUUAGCUUUACCCCAUCCUUUCCCCGGAACAGAGAAGUUGCUGUCCUCCCUAUCUGCCUACUUUUUCUGCCACUCGGAUCAUUGGUCAACAUACUAGACCUUUCUGUGGUUUUAUGUUGAAUCUGGUAGAACAGUGUUCUGUUUUGAGCAGCUCUCAGGUCUUUUUCUCAGCAAAGCAGCUUUUAAAAUCCUAAACAUUGUGAAAGGUUAUAUGUAUUCCUGAGUGAAAUUUAAACCAGGUGGAAGUGGAAAAAUCUCAUGAACAAGAACCAACCGGAAGCCAAACCAAUCCAGAGUGUAGGCUGCAGAAGUAGAACAGUGCAUCCUGCAGGAUCGUCUCUAGGAGCUGAAGACUGCCUGCCCUCCCUGUCUCUGAAGGGCUGAGAGGUGGGGGCAGCAGCACUUGACUCAGGCUUGCUCUUCUGUCUUCCUUGGGACUUCAGCUGAUUCCACGCCAGUCAGAUUUGCUGGAGCCUAAUCCUGUGCAGCCCCAUCUGAGACACUUCGCUGCUGCCAAGCGUGACCUGGCACACAGACUGUAGAAACUUACAGCACUAAGAGACUGUCGGGAUUUGUGAUUCAAGGUUGCCGUCUUACAACUUCUAUUUUUUAUAUGGUUAUAUUGGGACUUAAAUUUGCAGAAAACUGCCCUGCAAGUUUGUUGUGGGUUUUUAUUCCAUAUUAAGUGGAAAGAUGACUACAUAGAAAAGUAGGAGAAAACAUGUCAAACAGUAUGUGUGGUGGUAUCCAAUUUUUUAAAAAUUAUUUCUCAAAAGUAAGGAGGGUAUAUAUGCUCCAAAAGGCUGAAGGAGAAGUGGCAAAUGCUAUGGUUGUCUAUAGGGGUAAUGUGUGUAGAUCCUUACUUUAUACUUCUCAUGCGUGCUUUUAACAGCAGAGUAUGUAUCUUAAGAUGGGGGAGCUCUUUGUUGAACCACAGAGCAUUACUCCUGCUCCUCCUGUGGCCAGUGCUCCUUCAUAUACUGAGUGAUGAGGAAAGCCUUCCGUACAUGUACAUACCCCAAGUCAUGUGCCUUAUGCACCUUAUGCUUGUGUACUUUGUCUUCACUCACCGGUUAAUAGCAUGUGCAUGUCACUGAAGGCUGCAUUUUAAAGAGGGGCCAGUAUGAGACCCAGUGUUUACUUCCAGUACAGUUCUGACUGGAUGGUUAACUCAUACAACCCCAAACACCAAACACAUUGCUUCUGAGGCUGUUCAGGGAGAUUGGUUAUUGUUGCUCAUCAGGUAAUAUAAGCUAAGCUUAAUAGCUGAGUAAGAAAAUCAUUAAGAAAUUUUCCCUUGUUCCUAAAGAGACCAUUUAAUUCUUAAAAUUAGUUUCUCCUCUGCUCAGAUUAUCCCUUUGCACCUACUUAGCUCGGCCUCGCACAUUGUGCCGUGUUCGUCAUUCAUUGGCAUGGAAAUACUGGCAUGGAAAUGAGAGCCGGAUCAUUUUUCUUACUUUCUUUCAGGAUUUGCAUUAUAUGCUGUGAAGACUAGUGGGGGUAACAGCAAGACAGAUUAUUAGCAAAGGAAGAGUGUUCUCAGGUUAGUAAGUUACAGGGAAACAACUGAGACAGUGACCACAAUGGUGGUAAAGACUGAGCCUUCUUACUCCAUUGGAUGAGUCAGAUACUGUGGUAAACACAUUUUAUUAUUGUCUCAUGUUUUCCAAGAAGACAGUGAAAUAUGAAAUUCAGAAACAGAAAAGUUAAAGCAGUGUCCAAGCCAUACAGUAGGACGUUGAACUCAGGUAUGUGAACUUUUAGCUUUCUUCCAUCGACAUUCAUACUCCAGUGGCCUGCUGCAGCCCAGCCACCCACUGUUGUAUUGGAACGUCACGUAGAGCGUAUGCGUCCUAGAAUACUAGAAAUAAAUACUAGGUUUCAGUUAGGGAAGACUCACAAGUGAAGGGAAUACUCGGCCUCUUGUUCUCUCUUGGUGAUCCUGUAGGAAAACAAGCCACAGUCCCUCUACUGGCGUGUCCUGACAAUCCAGCUUUGCUCGCGUCAGGCAAGUGUCUCCUUACAGGUCAGAGUAAUUUCAGUGUGUCCGCUGUUUUCUCUGUUGACCUACCAAGAACUGAAAUUGUCAGGACUGCUCGGGAAUUCUUGAGGUUCACUGCCUGGCACCAGUGGAAUUGAGGUGCCAUCCAGAACACGGAGUAGUCUUCAGGGUGGAGGAUGGAAGACGCUGAGCCUGUGAUGACGUAGAGCCGCCAGAGCACACCCAGACAGGCCACCGCUGAUUCUUUGGGAGAUCAAACAAACCUCUUGUGUUUGUGUACAGUUAGAUCUUUCUUACAGUUUCACACGUAUCCACCUUAUGUCCGUAUAUUGUCAAAUCUCUGCUUUUUGGUUUUGGAUAUUCUUUGACUGUAAAUUGUAGUAAGAAAGGCUUAUCACUGAUCCCACAUUAUUUUCGAUUCAGACUAUUAUAAACAUGUGGAAGUAGUUGGACCAUGAAAAAUACACAAAACCUUAGCAGUCAGAUUAAACAAGCUUUUUUUUUCCCUCGAUGGGGAGUAUUUCUUAAGUACUAAAAUUUCCUUAGGAUCCCUAGUGAGGAACCUUAGCUCUCCUAAGGAAGUAGGUAGGCUGAGAAUUGUCUUUAUAUUUCUCUUAGAGAUGGCAGAUUAGAAAACUGAGUUGGGAGGCUUUUCUAAGUAUAAAUAAGUUUUUGUUUUUGUUUUUUGUUUUUGUUUUUUUUAAGGUAGGUAGGGCUAUUAACCUGCUCAGGCAACCAGAACAAAAUACAGAUUGGUAGUUUGGAGAGCAGACAUUUUCUUUUACUUCAGAAGCUGGAAGGCUGAAUCCCUAUGAUCUAUUCUGCAAAAGAAUCUUCAUGGCUGCUGUCUUGCUCUACUCAUUUGGCCUUUAUCUUAUAUACUUGCAGUAGCAGAGCCCUAUUGAUCUCAACUAACCUUAGCCUCUUCCUUAAAAAGCUCAUCAUCACGUACUUUUCUGUGUGGUAUGUUACAUGGAGUCUAAGAACUAUGGAUUUAGAGGGCAGGGACAUAAUACAACCCAUAGCAUUGGCAGGAAGAAAACAACCCAGUUUAACAUUUUAAAAAUAGGAGCUAAAAUGCAGGCAAACCACAGAACAAAGGUUUAUAUUUUUCUUUUUUACCAUGGGAAGCAGCUUUUAUUGGCCUGUUGUCUCCAGAAACCACAAAAGCUAUGUGCUCUCAGUUAUGCCCAUGCUUCCAAGAUAACCUCCAGGGCUCUACUUGGAGAAGGGAUACAAAUUGCCUGUUUCAAGGACCAAGUCUUCCCUGUACAGAUUAACUUACAAACCUGAACAAAGGGUUUUUUAUUGGUGUAUCAAUCUUGUUAUUGUGGUUUAUGAAUGUUAUAUACCCAAAGCGAGUGUUAAACAUUAAAUUUUCCUUUCAAAUAGAAAGAUGAACACUGAACAUAUUAGCACUAAGACUAGCAAGUACUGUUAUAAGAAUGUUAAGAUUAUGAAGAGAAAGUAAUUCACAAUGUUCUGAUUGCUUUGAAAGUAAAUAUGGAUGAGUUUCAGGAAAUUAAGCAAUACUUGUGUCAAGUUCUAAAUACCAAAAGUUGAUUUUGAAAAGAUGUCAUUAAGAAUAUUAGAAUACAAAAGUCUAAUGAAUGAUCUCUGAAAAGCUUUAUGAAACUUUAUUGAAACAUUAAAAACACCAGUUCAUCAUGUUUAUUGGAAACAUUGCCAUCAUUGUUAUAGAUGGAAAAAUUUAAAUAAUUUUCUAGAAAUCCUUUGAGGAGAUGUAACAGACUGAUUUUGAGAUGCUUUGACAAGCAAAUACAAGUGGGUUCUUGGAGAAUGAACUAGGGGAUGUGCUCUGCUGGUUAAGGCAGUGAGGGUGUGUGUUUACCAUGAGAAAGUUUACUAUUGAUGUGGAUACAAAGCAAAGUAGUGACCUAUAAUAGAGUCCAGAAAUUGAUUAUGCUUAUGUGGAGACAAAUGGUAUGUAGCAGUUUAUUCAACCCAUGAUGCCAGAAAAUUUUGUUACUCACUUGGUGAUGGGGAGAAAAAUUGAAUAUACUUUAAGCAAAAAAUAAUCUUUGGCUAUUGACUUCUAUUUGCAAAAUUCAAAAUUAUAUUUUCAGGAGUUGAGGUUAUGGAAUUUUUAAUAAAGGAACUGAUUUUAAGACCAGUGACAUUGAACUUGAUGCUCAUAAACUUCUUCCAGUGUGUUCAAAUUCUAUCAUUUCCUUGUUUCUGUCUGUCCUUGUAGAGAAACAAGACUUCUUACCUUUCUGGUAGUUCUACACUUCCUUUAGGUACCAGUCACCAUUCUCUUCUGGUUGAUUCCCAGCACUUUUCUGUAGUUAUGUGAUAAAAUACCAUGACAAAAGCAUUGUAAGGACGAAAAGGUUUAUUUGGGUAUACAGUUCCAAAGGAAGCAGCAGGACAGCCCAUUGUACAUUGUGGGAAGCAAAGAACAGAAAAUGGGGCCAGCAUAAAAUCUUAAAGCCCAUCCCUAGUAACAGUAAUGUACUUCCUUUUGCCAGGUUCUACCUCCUAAGGUUUCCAUAAUGUUCCCAAACAAUGCCACCAGCUGGCGAUUUUGUUUUCAAACACAUGAAAUGGAGGGGAAUGCUUUGCAUUCAAGCCACAAUGACACUCCCUUUGAAAUUGAGUCUCAGUCUUCCAUAUUCUUUGUGACCCAAAUAUCUUCCUUGUCCAUGACACUGGGCAUUAUUUGCAUCUCAACAAAGAGCUGCUGAAUUUAAGAUCAUAGAAGUGACAGUCUAUGCCUUCUGUGAACCAGAGCAGGUUCACAAAGCUGUUCUGUAAGACAGACUAAACCAUGCAGAAGAGACGGGUACAGUAAAGUAACAAGAGGAGGUAGAUCUCAGAAAAAAAAAUUGAAAUUAACAAGGAGAUGAGAUUCAUGAACAGAACAAGGAUCAGGGUGGCCUAAAUUCUAAUAUGUUGGGAUUCACUGAAGGGAUAUUUCUGGUUCUGACUGUCACCGAGUUUAUUCUUGGAAAUCUGGUGAACGGUUUCAUUGUGUCAGUCAAUGGCAGCCAUUGGUUCAAGAGCAAGAAGAUUUCUUUGUCUGACUUCAUCAUUACCAGCUUGGCCCUCUUCAGGAUCUUUCUGCUGUGGAUCAUCUUUACUGAUAGCCUCAUAAUAGUGUUCUCUUACCACACCCACGACUCAGGGAUAAGGAUGCAACUUAUUGAUGUUUUCUGGACAUUUACAAACCACUUCAGUAUUUGGCUUAUCUCCUGUCUCAGUGUUUUCUACUGCCUGAAAAUAGCCACUUUCUCCCACCCCUCAUUCCUCUGGCUCAAAUGGAGAGCUUCUAGAGUGGUUGUUGGGAUGCUGUGGGGUGCACUGGUCUUAUCCUGUGUCUGCACCAUGUCUCUGAUGAAUGAAUUUAAGAUCUAUUCUGCCCUCACUGGAAGCAGAGACACACAGAAUAUGACUGAAUAUAUCAGAUUGAAGAGACAUGAAUAUAAUCUGAUGCAUGUUCUUGGGAAUCUGUGGAAGAUCCCUUCCUUAAUCGUUUCCCUGAUUGCCUACUUUCUGCUCCUUCUCUCUCUGGGGAAGCACACACAGCAGAUGCAGAAAUACAGUGUUGGCUCCAGAGAUCAGAGUGCGGAGGCCCACAGGAGAGCCAUGAGGAUCAUCCUUUCCUUUCUCUUAUUCUUCCUAUUCUACUUUCUUUCCUUUGUAAUUUUGUCAUCCAGUCGUUUUCUACCAGAAACCAAGAUUGCCAGGAUAAUUGGAGUAGUAAUUACAAUGUCAUACCUUGUGGGUGAUUCAUUAAUUCUUAUUUUAGGUAACAACAAGCUGAAGCAGACAUUUGUAGCCAUACUCCCAUGUGAGUGUGGUCAUCCAAAGCCUGGAUCUAAGAGGUUCUUUGCUUCAUAAACAGCCAAGAUUGUAGGAUGGGGAACUCUUCAGCCUGGUUUAGAUAUGGAGUCUUUCUGACUUUCAGUGUAUCAAUCGAUACCAUCAAUAGAAGAGAUGCUGCUUGCUUUCCUCCUGAUCCUACCUGGCUUGGUGGUGAAAAGCUUCUUAGCUCUCCAUUGAAUCAUUUGGACAGGUGCAACAGUCUCUGGGAAAUGCCAGUGUAAGAACACUCACUAUAUAGACACGGAACUGUAUUUUAAUAACCAUUAGUUUAAACAGAACCAGUCUGUGUAUUAGUUUUAUCUGACAUUUUAUGAUGGAAAAAGCAUUUUUUUCCCUACAGAUGUGGAUUUGAAUUUCAGUUGUUAACUUUCCAUUUUUGUCUUUGGAUGAAUUUUUGUGAUUUUUUUCCAAAUAAGAUAUAUUGAUGUUUAAUUAAUAUUAUUUAAAGAGAAGAAUAGACAUCGAUUUACUUAUUGUCAUUGAAUACCUUUGUCAAGUCAAUAAGAAUAUCUAGAUUUCUAAUAUGACUAAAUAAUUACCCUGGAUUUUACAUCCAAGUACUUUGAUGCCUAAAGGGAAAUAUUGUAACCACAAAUGAUCUAAGCACAGAACCAGAUUUAUAAAGGAAACAUGAAAGAUCAGGCGUUUUUAUUAGGUGAACCCUAAACAGAUUAUGACACAAAUCCUUUUCUCUGCUGUUCUCCCUUCAUCAUGACUCAAGAAAACAUGUCUCAAAGGAAGGGAUUGUUCUGCUAACUUACUGGGUUAGCUUGAGUGAAGCCAUCUCAUAUGUGAUGGGAUAUGAGUGGCAGUGGCAUGGUCAGAGUGCAGUUGGAAAAACUGCAGGAUACACAGACUGGUUCAGAUAGGCCAUGGAGGGUAGGGAGGUGGAAAGAGUGAGGCUUGAGGAGCCCCAUGAUAUUCUGUGAUUUCUUUUUUGUAAAUUUUUGUCCUGCUGUUAUUUUUUAAUUACAUUUUUAAAAUUAAUCAUUCCAUUCAUUUAUAUCUCAAAUGAUAUCCCACUUCCUGGUUACCCCUCCACCAGCCCCCCAUCCCAAUCCACCCUCCUCCCUACCCUUUGCCUGCAUGAAAGUGCUCCCUCACCCACCCACACUCUACCACCCCACUGCUCCAGCAUCCCCCUACAUUGGGGUAUUAAGCCUCCCCUGGACCAAGGGCUCUCCUCCCAUUGCUGUCAGGCAAGGCCAGCCUCUGCUACAUAUGCAUCUGGAACCUGGAUCCCUCUAGGUACACUCCUUGGUUGGUGGUCUAGACUCUGGGAGAACUGGGUACUCAGGCCAGCCUGUGUUGUUCUUCUAAGGGGGUUGCAAUCCCCCUCCUCUCCUCCGGUCCUUCUACCAGCUCCUUCACCAGGUUCCCUGAGCUCAGUCUGAUGGUUGGCUCCAAGCAUCCACAUCUGCAUUGGUCAGUUGCUGGCCAGACUUCCUCAGGACACGCCGAAAUAGGUUCCUGUCGGCAAGCACCUCUUGAUCACGGCAACAGUGUUGGGUUUGGUGUCUGCAGACAGGAUCCUCAGGUGGGGCAGUCCCUGGUUGGCCCUUCCUUCAGUCUCUGUUCCAAUUUUUUCCCUUCAGUCUCUGUUCCAAUUUUUUCCCCUGUUCUUCUUUUAGAUAGGAACAUUUCUGGGUUAAAAACUUUGAGAUGGGUGGGUGUCCCCAUCCCUCGACCCGGGGCUGUGCCUAUCUGCUGGAGGAGGUCUCUACAGGUUCUCUCUCCCCCUUCUUUGCAUAUUUAGUCUAAAGUCAUUUCUGUUGGGCCCUCGGAUCCUCUAGUUUCCCUGGUAUCUGGGACCCUCUAGUGGCUAUCCCCAGUUCCUCAUCCCCCCUCCCCCUGCUACAUAUUUUUGUUCGACUUCUUGACCCUCUGUACCUCUCUCACAUCUCCUCCAGAUCCCGACUUCUUUCCCCCUCGCAGGUCCCCCUUCCCCUCCACCUCCCACAAUCAUCUUGUUAUUCUGUGAUUUCUAUUAAGUAAAGCUGCCAAGAAACUGAAAUAGUCUCAGGCUAGAACACUCUGAUUUGGGUUUGAAGUUCUUUGAGCCUGCCAUGACACCCACUAGUUUUUCUGCUCUUGGAGGAACAGAUUCCCAAUUCAAUUAAGCUUGUUUGUAAUUAGGCAUUUCUAAGAAAAUAAUACCAGGAGUGAAGAAAUAGUAAUUUAAUCCUUGAACGAUUUGCAUCUCAGUAAAAGCAGCUGCCUCUUAGAGCAGAAAUGGAGUGUUUGCCACGCUGGAAAAUAAAAAGGAGAUCUCUUUCCAGGCUGCGUCCUGAGCCUGCUUACUUAUUUCAGUUUGUUUUCAUUGGCAGCUAACGGGGAAAGAUGCUCUGGGAACUGUAUGCAUUUGUGUUUGCCGCCUCAGUUGUUUUUAAUUUUGUAGGAAUAGUUGCAAAUUUAUUUAUUAUAGUGAUAAUUUCUAAGACUUGGGUCAAAAGUCACAAAAUCUCCUCUUCAGAUAAGAUCCUGUUCAGCUUGGCCAUCACUAGAUUCCUGACCCUGGGGUUGUUUCUACUGAACACUGUCUACAUUGCUACAAACACUGGAAGGUCAGUCUACUUUUCCACGUUUUUUCUCUUGUGUUGGAAGUUUCUGGACUCCAACAGUCUCUGGCUAGUGACCUUUCUGAACUGCUUGUAUUGCGUGAAGAUCACUCAUUUCCAACAUCCAGUGUUUCUUCUGUUGAAACGGACUGUCUCUAUGAAGACCACCAGCCUGCUGCUGGCCUGCCUUCUGAUUUCUGCCUUCACCACUCUCCUAUAUUUUGUGCUCACACAGAUAUCACGUUUUCCUGAACACAUAAUUGGGAGAAAUGACACAUUAUUUGACGUCAGUGAUGGCAUCUUGACGUUAGCGGCUUCUUUGAUCCUGAGCUCACUUUUACAGUUUCUGCUCAAUGUGACCUUUGCUUCUUUGCUAAUACAUUCCCUGAGAAGACAUGUACAGAAGAUGCAGAGAAACAGGAGCAGCUUUUGGAAUCCCCAGACGGAGGCUCACGUGGGCGCCAUGAGGCUGAUGAUCUGUUUCCUCGUGCUCUAUAUUCCAUAUUCAAUCGCUGCCUUGCUCUAUUUCCCUUCCUAUAUGAGGAAGAAUCUGAGAGCCCAGGCUGCUUGCAUGAUCAUUACUGCUGCUUACCCUCCAGGACAUUCUAUCCUCCUUAUUAUCACACAUCACAAACUGAAAGCUAAAGCAAAGAAGAUUUGCUGUUUCUACAAAUUGCGGGAUUUCGUUAGUAACUGAGAGCAUCAGUUCAUGGUUCGGCUGCAUUAGAAACUUCCCAGUGAUCUAAGGGCUUAAUUUUGUGACCCUUUAUCUGGCAUCCUGACUCUGGGGUUGAGUGCUUAUGUUUUGGUCAACACUGCACUUCUUGGCUAAUAUUUUAGAGUAAAGCACAUUCCAUAAGAAAUUGUUUGAGGUGUUUGUGUAUUUUUCAUGGUUAUCAUAUUCCUAGACAAUGGAAAUCACCAUACUGUUUCACUAGCAGCUGAAGUGUAGGGAGCUACAUUGUGGUGUACUUGGUUAGCACGGAUUAGAGAAUUGGCUCUGAACUGAACAAGAUAUCACCAGUAGCUGAAUUGCCACUGAGAGGAGAUUAGCUUAAGUGUGGCAAGAUAGCACAGGAAGAAAAGAGGAGGGUUUCAGAGAAAAAUAAAGGGCAAGUGUGUAUUUUAGGCAUGCCAGAUAAAGGAUCCUGAUUUGCAAGCAUCCACCAAGCAACCCUAGAGAUGAAUUUUCGCUUGAUCUAGAGAGGGUCAGAGUUGAUAGGUCAUGGGUAAGGACUGAUAGUAAACAAUCCAAAUAAAAUGGUAGAAACUCAAAGAAUCUAUCCUAAUAUCUAGAGAGGUAACCCUAGGACAAAAGCAAGUUCUAUUCAAAUAUUGAGAGUAACACUGUGUGAGUGAAGAUUUACAGAGCAGGGCAGCCGCUCCCUGUGAAACAGAGUUCAGGGGAAAGGCCAAGAAGCAUUGAACUGGUGGGGAGUGCUGGACUUGUGGGCUUAUUUCUCUGGUUUCUACAUUCCACAGCUGUCUAGAAGAAUGCUGUUUUGGACAAUCUGAUGAUGUGUGUUGAAAGUGGGAAUUGGGCAAUGAUUAUUUACAAUUAUAUAGUUAAAAUAAAUUGCUUAUGUAAUAUUUAUACAUCUCAAAAUGAAUAAACCUUCACAAUGUCCAGA